Messenger RNA from Lolium rigidum, 618 nucleotides. RefSeq lists its product as uncharacterized. Lineage: Eukaryota; Viridiplantae; Streptophyta; Magnoliopsida; Poales; Poaceae. The record is from RefSeq and is a predicted model, not a curated record. Gene Ontology annotation, molecular function: RNA binding. The coding region runs from base 1 to 618 and encodes 205 amino acids. The transcript is spliced from 3 exons.
AUGAAGAAGAAGAAGAUCGUCAAGGAGGAGUCUAAGCCAGCGCCGCAAGCCACCGGCCGACUCAAGUUAUAUGCCGCGCGCAGGGGUCGCAUAAGCCGGCGGCAGGACACGGUGGGCGAGGCAGCGGCGCCGAUCAAGGAGCACGCCGACAGCAAGGGUGAACUCGGCAACGAGCGCCGCUGGCAGAAGAGGACGUGUAGCUUCUGCGGAGUAAGCAGAAUCCACGAGAACGAUCACUUCUGCCCCUACAACUACAUCAACGGGGAUUUCAACCUUAGCACCUGCAGGGCGCGGUGCCAGCCGGGGAAGCACCCGCUCUUGCUAGCCUCCUCCUCCGGCUCCGGCUCCGGGAGCCACCACCUGCUGCGGCGCCUUGUACGCGUCACCAAUGUGGCGCUGAGCACCAUCCCCGGCGAAAGCGACCUGUGUCGGCUCUUCAGGCGGUUCGGGCCGCUCGUCGGGUCCAACCUCACCAGCAUGAGCCUCCACGACCCUGUCGGCUUCGGGUGGGUGGUGUUCGAGAGCCGCGAGCACGCCGAGGAGGCUAUCGACAAGCUCAAUGGACACCUCGUUGGUGACCGCAAGCUCCGAGUAGACUGGGUCUAUCCUCAAACCUGA